UAGUUCAUGUGAAAGCAUGUGUAUAGACUUCAGGAAGGAUUUGUAUUGUUUCAGGAAACCCUUCCUGCAGAUUCAACCUUAUGUGUGUUUUCUUUCUGAGAGAUUGGUCUCCUGGUUUUUGCUUGUGUAUUGACUUGCUCGUUUUAACCUAAUAUGAUUGGUAGAAUUCUAGUUCAUGUGAAAGCAUGUGUAUAGACUUCAGGAAGGAUUUGUAUUGUUUCAGGAAACCCUUCCUGAAACAAGAUGGGAGAUCCAUUACCAUUAAGACUAGCACUGCCUGAGCUGAGAUAUCCGAUUGGAUCAGAGCCAGAGAAGACGAUAUCGAUAAACCAACACUCGAUAGUUGCUUAUAUCAAAACUGUUAAGGAAAUUCUAGGAAAUGAUGAGUUCAACAGAAUAAGAGGGACGUUUUUGGGACCGGUGAUCAAGCUUGGAGAGAGGUCUUUGAAAUUAUCAGCUAAGAUAGUGCACGCAGUUCUCACCAAAAGCAUCAAGACAGUGAAGAGACACGAAUCCUGGUUCCAUUUUGGUGCUCAGCCAAUGAGGUUCUCUAUAAGAGAAUUCCACAUGGUGACUGGUUUGAAAUGUAGUGGUGAAGCAAGAGAACCACGAGAGGAAACCGAGAGAUUUAAGUGGGACUUCCUAAAAGGGCGUACUCAUACAGUAAAGGACGUGGAGAAGCAGCUCAGAAACACAAGAGAAGAUGCUUCUGAUGAGAGAUUCUGCCUUGCAAUGCUCCUCCUGAUUGAGAGCAUACUACUACAGAAGAGCCUUCUCGACGGUGGCACAACUUUUACUUUGGAUUAUGUGAAAAUAGCGCAGGAUAUGGAUGUCUUGAUGACAUACCCAUGGGGGAGAACAGCUUAUAAUUUGCUGUUAAAAUCACUUCAGAGAGCUGUCGACAAAAGCCUCGACAAAAACAAUUAUGAUUUGCAAGGAUUCCCUAUGGCAUUUCUUAUAUGGAUACUUGAGUCAGUACCUUUGCUACAGUAUGCAUUCAGUCAAGUGGUUCCUAUUCUGAGCGUUCAACCGUCUACCCCAAUAUUUUUGUGUGAGAAGUACCUUCAAAUAGCUUCUCCACAGCUGAUAGAUGUUCUCCUAAUUGAAAUCAAAGAUCAUGUAAAGUUUUUACAUUAUUUUUUUCUUGUUUCUGUUUUGCCUUAUGAUUCUCCAUUUAAAAGCUAAUUAUUUUUAUGGUUUCAGCUUAAGGUCAUAUGCAUCCUACCUCCUAUUCCUAAUGAUCCAGAAGCUGAUGUUUGCAUGGAAGACGAAGCUAAUAAAGAUCUGGAUGACAUGGCCGAUUUAUCCAAGAGAGGUUAUAAGUUUAAAAUUAGAGAUUGGCGAAACAUGUCAGUAGACCUAUACGGUGCUAAUGAACAAAUAAGAAGAGCA
This is a messenger RNA of Brassica napus (rape), 1392 nucleotides long. RefSeq lists its product as uncharacterized. NCBI's taxonomy places the organism in Eukaryota, Viridiplantae, Streptophyta, Magnoliopsida, Brassicales, Brassicaceae. The record is from RefSeq and is a predicted model, not a curated record. The transcript has a single exon. The coding region runs from base 244 to 1185 and encodes 313 amino acids.